GUGUUCUUUAGCUCGUUUGGAAGCUCUUGACAUCCCCCAUCCACAUAUAUCUUUACCACCACCAUUUUCCUCCAUCAAAAAAAUUCACCAUAAAAGCACCCACCUUCCGCAUUUGACCGAUUUUGAGUUGUGGUUUCUGUUUCCUAAAGUGUUUCGGCUACUUAGGAACAUGUGACAUCGACAUCACCGCCAUUGAGCAUCGCCUCGGAGUCGUCUUCGCCAACGAUCUUCACCGUUGACACUGCUAACCAUAAGAAAGGACGGUAACCUCGACGACACUUAGUUCAUUUACUUGCGUUUGCAUUGAUAACCCGAGCCAUUUUGCGUCACUUACCCAUCGAGACUAGCGAGUUGAGAAUUGCCGGGCCACGCUAUUGUGCACUGUAGUGAUCUUGCUAUCAUCAUUGUGCCCUAAGUCUCUUCUGUGCAUAUCUUACAUACUUGUCUCAUAUCAUAUUUGGCUCGAGCAUCAAGCAUAGUGAAAAAAGAGAAAGAAAGAAAAGCUUUUAAGCAAAAGAGGAGAAAAGAAAGCUUGUAAGCAAUAGCAUUGAGCCAUUUUGCAUCGAUAUAUAAUCUUGGUCCCCAUAUACAUAGCAUAGUUGGGAUUGAAGAUGACAUGUUUCUCUCAUAGUUUGGUGCACAAGCGUAUCUUGCCCAUUUAAGCAAUCGAGCUAGCGUCUCUCUAGCAUCCGUACAACAAGAGCAUUUUUCUGUGGUUACACAUUUUGAGCUCACUCCUUGGUUGUGCGGAUCCCAUCUAUCGUCCGUGUGUGUGUUCCUAGUGAUAUUCUUGGGUUUGAUCUAUUUGCUUUACUUGCAAUUUUGUGAACCUUCUCAACCUCAUCGAUAUCUUGACUAACAUUUGCUUGAAAUUUUUGUGCCACCGUCCUAACCAAGCUACUCCAUAAGCUUUACUUGUCUAGGUAUGAGAAACAAACCCGGUACCAAUUCUCCUAUUGUGGCAUCAUUGAGCGAUACUUGAUACAUCCACAAUCCUCAGAAAAGGCCAAGUUCUUUGGCGAACCCACUUUUCGAGGAGCAAGGUGAUGAUCAUGACUACGUCACCAAGAACCACUUCUUCGUCGCCCAACGAGCUCUACAUCAAGAAAGUGAAGCUUUGGGUGAACGCCUCGAGCAACUCGCCAUCGACCUUCGUCAAAGCAAGGAACCGCGACUACAUUGACGCCAAGUUCACCACACAAAUGGAAGAAUUCCGCAACAUGAUCGUGAGACGCGAGUCUUCCUCAACCUCUUCGCCAAGACGGCGCCACUCAAGUCGCCGCUCAAGUCGGCAAUCUUUGGACUACUCCUCUUACGAUGCAAGUCCUCCGCAAGCCCGCUUUCAUCGACGUGAUGAUCCCCAAGGUCGCCAAGCUCAAGAAAAUCUAUUCCAUGCCAAUGGCUUACAAGAUCGAGUUCGAGCACGUGAUAGGGCGCGACGACAAGAGCAAGAAGCAAUGGAGCAAGAGCAAAUACCUCCACAAGUGCAACGUCAAGCACCUCAAGACGGUGAUGCACUCCGACAAGCACAAGAAUGUCGUGAAGCACAAGCACUUGAGCGUGAAGCACAAGCACGUGAAGCACAACACGCACUCCGCGAGGCCACUAGAGCCGUCGACGAGCACAACCGCCAAGUGCGUGAACAAGAGGAAGCACUCCGUCAAGCACGACAAGAAGAAGCCGCCAGAUGCAAAGAGCAACAAGAAAGGCGAAACCAAGCGCAUAUGCCUCGUCCUCCUUGACAAGAACGACACCAAGUGGAACAAGUGCCUCAAGACCCUCCUCCACGCCAAGGGCGACAUCACGAGGAACGAGCAUUUGAAGACCUUCCUCCAUGGCAAGAGCGACAUCAAAACCACCACUAUGAUGAAGAACUCUGCUACGGCAAGCUCAAGUUAACCAUGCACAAGUUCUCCGGAAGCAAUGAUCCCGAAGAAUAUAUUGUUGGGGAACGUAGUAUUUCAAAAAAAUUCCUACGAUCACGCAAGAUCUAUAUAGGAGAGGCAUAGCAACGAGCUGGGAGAGUGUGUCCACGUACCCUCGUAGGCCGA
Molecule: messenger RNA, 2051 nt
Organism: Aegilops tauschii subsp. strangulata
Lineage: Eukaryota; Viridiplantae; Streptophyta; Magnoliopsida; Poales; Poaceae
Source: RefSeq, a predicted model, not a curated record